AUGGCUCCACUACUGACCUUCGCCCAGCUGGAGCAGGCUGCUCUAUACGUGGUGCGUCUCAUCGCCGACAUUCCCGGCCUUGAGAACACGCGUCUAGCCAUCAUCGGUGACCUGACCGUCACCAAGUAUCUGCCAAACCAUGGCCGCCCUGCUAGCAUCGACCUAGUCAUCAGCAAGUCCUCCUCUCCCGGUCGCGUCCGCAAGGAGAUUGUCGGCCACCCCAUCACGCCCCUCAUCGAAAAGUCGGGCGCCGUCUUCUACCGCCACACCUCUGGCUGGGAGAUCGAGGUCAAGCUCAUCCCCGACUGGCUCUGCCCGUACCUCCCGGCAUCUGCCCGGCGCGUCCGCGACGUCACCGGCGAGGCGACCCUGCCCUACACGUCUCUCCAGGACCUCAUCGUCUUCAAGAUGGACGCCUGCGGUCUCCACGAGAACGACGCCAGCAAGCGCCGCGACGCAUGCGACGCCGCCGCACUCCUCGAGCUGGCCUCGGAGCACGGCGCCCUCAACCUCGACGAGGACCAGGCCGAGCGAGCCGAGGAGGCCCUCGCCGACAUGGUCGAGUUCUCUGACCCCGAGCACGACAAGAACUGGUGGCAGCGAUGCCUGGGCAUGGUCUCGGACAAGCCCCGGACUCCCCAGGAGAUCCUCUCCGACCUUGCCGACCGACCCCAGACGGCUUCUUCCUCGCGCUCGUCCGUCCACUCGUCCAUCUCGCGAGCUUCCUCCUACGCGAGCACCCACUCCUCGACCUCUUCUGUCUCUUCCGUUGGAAUGGAUGAGAAGCCCUCCAUGGCCGAGAAGAACGGACGUCCCCGCAAGAUGAGCAUCACCAAGAAGACGCCCCGACACAAGCGCCACACCUCGAUCAGCGGCCUCGAGGUGCACAUGCAGCGACUCGAUCUCGAGCGACCAGCCUCACCCGGCAUCGCCCUCACGAACCGCAUCUAA
This is a messenger RNA of Fusarium keratoplasticum, 951 nucleotides long. RefSeq lists its product as uncharacterized. The transcript has 2 exons. NCBI's taxonomy places the organism in Eukaryota, Fungi, Ascomycota, Sordariomycetes, Hypocreales, Nectriaceae. The coding region runs from base 1 to 951 and encodes 316 amino acids. The record is from RefSeq and is a predicted model, not a curated record.